GACCCUCUCUCUUUUCUUUCUUCCUCGAGACCCCCAUACACUCCACUUCUCUACUAACCAAAAAAAAAACUCCAACAUCCUAUGCACACUGAUAAUAUUACUAGUUAAAGAAUCUGAACCCAAAUCUAGAUCAUAAAUUCAAGGCUCCUUUUUUCCCCCAAGAUUCAAUCUUUUCUUCUUUGCUAUUCUUCAUUUGAAUGACUUCAGUACCUAGUAGGAGUUCAUCAACAUAAUGUCAUUUUUACCAUUUUUGUCUAUCUUGUUUUUUCUUGUUAGCAAUAAGACAGCUGCAGCUCAUAUCUGCUCAAAACCAUCAACUGAAGCUGAAAUCUUAUGUCCACCUUUUACUUCUUUUCCUCCUUUUCCUUUUUCUUCAUCUCCUGGUUGUGGUCACCCUUCUUUUCAAAUCCAAUGUUCACCUUCACAUGCUCUCAUUUCAGUCAAUAACUUCACUUUCUCUUUGCUCCAUUUUGAGCUUAAUUCCUCCACUCUUCUCCUUUCUCCACAAGAAUCUGAGUUCAAGAAUUGUUCUUUUUCAAGAUCCAUUUCAAUCUCUGGUUCUCCAUUUAAGGUCUCUGAUUCUUCUUGUUCUAGGCUGUCUGUUUUAAAACCUUGUCCACCUCCAAAUCUCCCAAAUUGCAGCCACUGUCCAAUGCAAUGUAAGCUAAUCAAGAACCCACUUUCACUACUACAUGAAUGUGGUUCAAGACAUCAUUUUGACUCUGAUGAAAGAUGCCAAAGUGAUAUUCUUGGAUUUCUUGAUGAUUUCUUGAAAAUGGGUAUUGAAGUAGAAUAUGAUGAGGAUCAAGAUUCUUACUUUUCUAGCUGCAAAACUUGUAGAGCUAAUAAUGGUGCUUGUGGAUUCAACUCUUCACACCCCAAGAAACCAUUUUUAUGUUUUCCUUUAUCUCAAGUUAGGUAUUCACCUCCUUUAAUUAGACAAAAAAGUGCUAAUCAUGUAGUUAUGUUAUCAAUGCUCUUUCUACUUGUGUGUUUUUUAGUUGUUUUCUCAAUUGGAACCUUCAUUUUUCGUUCAAGAAAAAAGGGUUCAGGUUCAGAAGAAGAUCCUACAAUAAUUUACCUUAGAAGGCAUAGGUCUGCUAGUUUACUUCCACCAGUUUUCCCUUACGAAGAACUUGAAAACUCAACAAAUCACUUUGAUCCUAAGAGGAAAUUAGGGGAUGGUGGAUUUGGUUCUGUGUAUUUAGGGAAUCUUGAAGAUGGUAGGCUUGUUGCUGUUAAGCAUUUGCAUAAGCAUUCUCCAGCUGGGGCUAAAGCUUUUUCAACAAAGUCAUUCUGUAAUGAAAUCUUGAUUUUGUCAUCAAUUAACCACCCAAGUUUAGUCAAACUUCAUGGCUAUUGUAGUGAUCCAAGAGGGCUACUUUUGGUUUAUGACUAUGUUCCAAAUGGUACACUUGCUGACCAUCUUCAUGGAAACAAGAAUUUGUACAAAAAGGGUUGUUUAACUUGGAGUUUAAGAGUUGAUAUUGCACUGCAAAUAGCUAUGGCAAUUGAGUACUUGCAUUUCUCUGUUGUUCCACCUAUAGUACAUAGAGAUAUUACUUCAACCAACAUUUUUGUUGAAAAAGAUAUGAGGGUUAAAGUUGGUGAUUUUGGGCUUUCAAGACUCUUAGUAUGCACUGAUGCAACAGUUGCUUCUGGUGAUUCUACUGGUGAAGUUUGGACAGGUCCACAAGGAACUCCUGGUUAUUUGGAUCCUGAUUAUCACAAGUCAUUUAGAUUGAAUGAAAAGAGUGAUAUAUAUAGUUUUGGGGUUGUGUUGUUGGAAUUAAUAACAGGGAUGAAAGCUGUGGACCAAAAGAGGGAGAAGAGGGAAAUGGCAUUGGCUGAUAUGGUAGUUUCAAGAAUCCAAAUGGGGUUGCUGCAGCAAGUUGUGGACCCUGUUUUGGUGGUGGAUGGAGAAGCGAUGGAAGGGGUUGGUGCGGUGGCGGAGCUCGCGUUCCGGUGCGUAGCGGCCGAUAAGGAUGAUCGGCCUGAUUCAAGGGAUGUGGUGGCAGAGUUGAGACGGAUAAGGGGAAGGGCAAGAGGAGUUGGAAGUGGUGGUGGUGGUGGUAUAUUGAGGACUUCAAAUUCUAGUAACAUGGUGGUUCCUGAUGGACUAGGAUUAAUCAACUAAGUCUGCAUGUUUUGGUUGACAGAGUUAACGGUACUUGUAUUGAUACACUUAGUCUAUAUUUGAUAGUAUAGUCGCAAUCUGCGCGACUAUUGUACUAAUGGGAGGUAGUCGAUAUCUAUAAUAGAAGAGUCAAGCUGUGCAUGAUAUUUGUGUUAAUGAGAGGUACCAAUUAUCUCAUUGAAUAAUCAGUUGUGCACAAGUUACUUGGAAAAAAAAAAUGCAAAUGUGAAUUACACAUGUGGGGUAGGGGUGGGGGUUUGGACUGAAAAGGUGUCAGGUGAAGUUUUGUUUGAUUGUGGUAAAAUGGAAUGUGAAUCGAUCCCACUUUCUUUAGUGUUUGUUUCUUACAUA
This is a messenger RNA of Nicotiana tabacum (common tobacco), 2488 nucleotides long. Its product is annotated as LEAF RUST 10 DISEASE-RESISTANCE LOCUS RECEPTOR-LIKE PROTEIN KINASE-like 1.5. The record is from RefSeq and is a predicted model, not a curated record. Gene Ontology annotation, biological process: protein phosphorylation. Lineage: Eukaryota; Viridiplantae; Streptophyta; Magnoliopsida; Solanales; Solanaceae. Gene Ontology annotation, molecular function: ATP binding; protein kinase activity.